CCGUGAAAUCAGGUUUCGAAUUCGCCAACUGGUGAAUGGUUAGACUUGUAUAUUCCGUGUAGCUUCAAGCUGCUACAAUGUAAUCACUUCCCUUCAGGAGAUCAGCGUGCUGCAUUGACUAAAUAUUAAUAGAUUUUGCAGAACGGCAACAAGGCUUACGAAAAUGUGCAAACGCAAAAGUUUCAAAAACCAAUAAACAGCCGUGAACGAAAUCUAAAUUUGCCUUACGAAUCACACUUAGAAGGAAUUUGGUCGACGUUGAAGCGAAAGAUUACUCUGAGGCCUCACAUGACGUUGACGAUUAAAUUUGAUCCAACGUGACUAUCCAUUCAAAGUUUAAUGGGCCUCAAUCGUUAAAUUGUUUCACGAGGGCCGGUAUUUCUGUAAAACAUUUAGUCGCUCUCAAUACUUUAGUUAAAAUUGAUUACAAUUUCAUAUAGUCAAGGUUCAGUUGGUACAUAGCUCACAAUUGACAUUCUACAGUAGAUUUUUUGAAUCUAUGGUUUUAGUGGUCAUUUAGUUAGAAAUUUUGCACGAUUUUUAGUCAAAUUUGUGCUCAAAAAUACAAUCGUUUUGGAAGAUAAAUUGAAAGUCGAAAUAUGGCUAACGAAUAACGCUCUAAAUGAUUUUAGGCUCAACUGUAAUUAAGUCAAUAAUAGCUGCAAUAAUACACAGCUGAAUCAUCUUUUAAUUACAUCAUAGUUUGACAAUUGCUUCCAUUUACAAAAUUAAUGCGACUGCAGAAAAGUUGGAUUUUCCAGUACAGUGGUGGUCUGUAGAAUUUCCAACAUGAACAAUCCGAUUGAGCAAUGCAAUGCAUUCCAGCAAAAAUAUAUUCGCAUAAGAAUUUCAGCACUUCAAUGCUGCCUUUGAGCAGGAAAACAAAGCAUGACCGGUCCCGAAAUGGUCCUCUUAUCUUCCAAAGCAUUUAAAAACAGCUGAAGACUGCUGCUUCCUCCUACAACUAUCGUACAGUGUCUCUCCCGCUGUGGCUUUUUUUCCUAUUUCGGCAGCUUCGAGCUCUCACCCGGUAGAGAUCUCAGUGGAUACGAAUUCUUAUGAGAUUACGUACUUGAGUCGUUGUGCAACAGCACACCACGGUUUCAAAGAUCAAAUACUUGGGAGAGAGGAAAAGAUUCAACUCCCUGCUGUUUUCCUUCUACCACCCCCCGGAGCCGGGUGGAAACAGAAGUGACGAACAGAGAGCAUAAAACUGAAUCAAAACUCGGUCUUGCUCUAGUCCGGACGAGAUUCCUUUGCUGGUUUUCAAUGCAUCGGUGCUCUAGGGGGACGAGAUCGACCGAUAUGUUUCAUGUGAGAGCCAACCCUCGUCACGGGAGUCGUGGUGGGUCGAGCGAGACAAACAGUUUUCCACACUGACUGGCUCAUUGAACAGUAAGGUGAGUUUUUCAUCGCUCAUGGGUCUACUGGCGGUAUUUCGCGUCGACAGUUCGCAGUGUGUGCGAAGAAGAGGUACCGACACUAUCACGGUCGUAACCGCGCUCGUGGCAUACGCGGAUUCUACGAAAAUCUCGAUUUUUUCCGCGUUUGGCAGUAAAAUAACUGAAAUUCGAAAUUCAAACUGUCCGUCAGUAAUUAAAUGUGACCAUUAUUUUUGUGCUUUUUUAUCAAUACCGAAACCAUUACGUUUGUUCAAGAGACUAUUUGAAAAAAAAAAUCGAAUUUUACCAAGAUCAAAUAUUCACUUGGAGCUGCUCAUGUCAAUGCUUGAACACCGCGCGCCUUUCACGUUGAUCUUGAGCACACUCGCGGGAGAGCGCGAAGAAUCCGCGAGUGAGUGAGAGGCCAGAAACCAAGACGAAAGACAACAAGAGCCAGUUGAUAGUAGAACGGGACGACGAUAGUGCGCAAUACAGAUAGCUUCAGGGCUUUAUUGUAUAUAAAAUAUAAAAUAAACACACAAGGAAUAUCAUUUUUCCUCUUGUAUUGCUUGUUAUAUGCGAAACUUUUGUAUUGUGUCAUAAACGAACUACUUGUCAUAACGUAAACAACUUCGGACUUCUACGAUCGAAUUUUUAUUAUUAUAAUAUUAAUAACAGUAAAAAUAAAAAUCCAAGAGAAGGAAAAUUCAAAUAAUAACUAUAAAAAUAAAACAGUAAUAAAAAUCAACAUUAGUUCAAAAGAUAAAAAAUGAAUAAAAUUAUUUGAUGGAGAAUCCGAGGAGCUUCGCUAAAAACAACAAACACUAAAAACCAACGACCGAUGUUUUGUUUUUCGCGGUGACUUUCAACCCAACGUGUGCCGGUGUCGCAGAUCAAAUCUCGAGAAAGUAAAAGCCGCCAGUUGAACUGGCCAGAGGCCGACGUACGGCGCGAUAAGUGAUAAAUGAUCGUUCUUGAUCUGUCACGUUGUGUGCUAGAGUGCUGAAGAUAACGUUGUUUUUAGUGCUACUGGGUAAUUAGCGCCUGCAAAAGUGGCGAGUGAAAAUAAACAACGGGCAGCAUAAGAUUGAAAACAUAGUUCAACUAGUUAGUGAUUUGAGAUUGUGAUCAGCGAUAAUCGUAGAAAAUAUAUUUGCCUGUGGCUAGUGAUAGUAAAGAAAUACUGGAAAUGGCUUACCAACGGUGGUAGAACGGUGUAUACUGAGUUCACGCGUUUGCUCAAAUGUCUAGUUGAGUAGACAAAAUUUAAAACAGUGGCAUUAAACAGUAAAUGUCACAGACCCCAAACUCCGAAGGUAGCCCAUUAACGACAGGUAGUGAAGGGAGUCCAAACUCGCCACCAACUAGCAAAAUGUAUCCAUUCGUGUCAAAUCACCCAACGACGCACUCCAGCUAUUCAACGAUGCCAGGCUUUUCCGGACUCGACGACAAAUCGUGCAGUAGUAGAUAUACAGAGAGUGUGAUGAACAGCUAUCCACCGAUGGGAGUGCCAGGAAGUGCGAGUAUCGCACAGUUCUACCAGCAAGCGGCCGCUGUUUCGGCAGCAUCAGCCGGCGUCGGUGUGGACUCGCUCGGUUCUGCUUGUUCGCAACUAUCGUCAUCCGUCGGAGCGGGUCAAUCCGGUCUCCCCGACAUCAGCCGCCAUCCCUGGCUAGUAACCGCAUCCCAGUCCGCGUUACAGAAAUUUGCCAGUACAGAUUGGAUGAGUAAUCCCUUCGACCGAGUAGUGUGCGGCGAUUUCUCAGGUCCGAACGGAUGUCCCCGUCGACGAGGUCGCCAGACUUACACCCGCUUCCAGACGCUGGAGCUGGAGAAAGAGUUUCACUUCAACCAUUAUUUGACCCGCCGAAGAAGAAUCGAAAUCGCACAUGCCCUGUGCCUAACUGAACGACAGAUAAAAAUUUGGUUCCAAAAUCGUCGGAUGAAGCUGAAGAAGGAGCUUCGGGCUGUGAAGGAAAUCAAUGAACAGGCACGACGCGAGCGCGAGGAACAGGACAAAAUGAAGAAUGAAUCUUUAAAAUCCGCCCAGCAGCACCACAGUCAGAAGCAGCAGGAACAGACAAUCGUCGGUUCCCAACAGUCCAGCGGGGGUGGUAGUGCGAGCCUAGGCAGCCAUCUACACCAUCCGUCGAUAGUGGCCCAAAAUGAUCUGAAGCUGGGUCUCGGUAGCAUGGGUGUCGGCGUCGGAGGGAAUCUCAGUAUGAUGGGAGGUCUGGAUAAUAAAACGAAUCAGGAUAUACUAAAAGCAGUGAUGCAACAUAACAAAAGCGCAAACCUGAGUACUAGAGACAUCGUCGGUUCAAUUUAACCGAGAACGUAAAUAAGCCACAACACAAAACACACCGACAUACGUAAUGCACACAAAAAUUCUGAAAUGUAGAAGUACUCAACAUAAGGAAGGGAAAGAGAAGUUGAAACGGCAAAUAUUGCUUGGAAGACGACCCGAAACCUAAUCGUGAUCUAAGGUUUAUCUGUGACUGAGAGUGAACCGCAGCUAUGGGAAAUGCAGCAACCACAGCUUCUGAUAUGCAUAUGCUACUGAGUGGAUGGAGAAUGCGUCUAAGAUAGAAAAAAAAUCUAAUUUCUAAGAUAAAAAAAUCAGAAAAAGUAAAAGUAAUAACAAAUAUACGUACUAGUGCUAAGAAUCAUUUUUUUCUACAAAACCUAAACAUGAUUUGUAAUCAUAUUUGAAAAACUAUACACUUACAAUGAACGUGACUAGUUGAUGCGAUCAAUAUAAGCGGGCAAACCCAAACUCCUCGAUUCGAUGUUAUCGUAUUUUGUCUCGUUCAAAGUGGGAGUGCUAAACAAAACAAAAAACUGUGUUAGGUAUCAUUUAGUUAUGUAAAGUGGACGUACUCAUUAACUAUAGCGUUUCGUUCUAUAAGGAUUCGAUGUAAAGGUACAAUUCUACAGUCGAGUGUGCAGUUCUUCAAUUCUUGCCGACUGCACCAGUACUGGGCAAAAUACGUAAUUAAAUAAAAUUAUACAUAACUAAUCAAAUUAAAGGAAAAAAAACAACAAAAACAGUAAUCGAAAAUCUGUCCAGUGGUUAGAAUUAAUAAUAGAAUAAAAGAGUUUCUACGGUAAACAAUAAUCAGGAUAACUUCGCCAUCUUUCACAAGUGUCGGACUGAUCCUUAGACGUUUUAUUUCCUUUUGUUGACUUUCGCUUGUGUAAAUUUGUUACUAUUUUAUAUUAACAGAACUAUGAUCAUAAGUUUAGUUAGCAUGAUGACGAAAUCAUUAAAUAAAUUUCUUAUUUGUAAUGCAAAUGUUUCGUUUUUAAUUAUUUCAGAUUUUAUAACGAUUUGAGGAACAAGUUAAUCAGUAAAAUAUGUUGUCUUCCAGUCGACUAUACGAUUUCGAAUCGCCUUCACCAAUUCGAGCAGUGACAAUCGCCCAGCUCGUUGCACUUGAAGCGCAUGUUGACCAGUUUCUUUCGCAUAUCAUCUGACCCGAUUUUCGUUUGCCCUUGAUGCAGCUCGUACUCAUAUAAAGUCACUAAUUUUUUUUAAUUUUAUAGUUCCUCAAAUCAAUUAACUCGAUUUAAUUUGUUAAUAUAUUUCUCGUUUCCUACAGAAUUAACGAGAUAAUGUUCGUUCGAUGAAUCGUAAUCUAUACCAUUACCUCCAGCCAUGCGAGAAAAAAAAGCGAAACGGUUUAAUUUAUUGCAUAAAAAAACUAAGUUUCCUCAUAUUUUCCCAAGGAACCUGUACAUAAUGCUUGGAUAUUGUCACAAUAAAACCAGAAAUUGAAAUACGUAAAAAUAGUCAGGGUAGAAUAGGCAGCAUAUAUAAAGAAGCUCAUUCCAUCGUCUGAAAAUAGUUCGCAUGACUUUUGGAAACCUUGCCAUAGAAUGAAAAACUCAAUGUUUUGAUCUCAGAAAAAUUGAAAAAAAAAACAAUAUUAAAUCAAAAGUUUGGACAUUCGUUAAACUAGCUCUCGAAAGCAAAACGUAAAACAAUGCUGUAAUAAGCUGUACCGUAUAAUACGUAAUAACUGGUGAAUAAAUUGAUGCAUUUUAAAAGCUAGUACUUCUUUGAAACGUUGUAAAUUAUAACAAUUACUAAUGAUAUUAAUUUAAUAGAACCUAUAACAAUACAAACUCUAUGCCCCCGUACAUGUUAAUGUGGAAAGUGAAAGGAGCUGCAAAGAAGCAUACAAUUAACGGGCCAUAGCUGGAUGUGGACGGAACGGGUAAUUGGCCGUUAUGCCCUGCGCUACUAUUAAAAGGCAGUAUUUAUUAUGAGGUCAAAACCGAUAAAGAACAAAAGGUGUAUUGCAUUUAAAAUGUGUGUAAACAUAUGGAAAUGACGUAAUUAAUACUUAAUUCAGCGACCGCAAUUCAAGAAGCAGAGUAAAAAUAAUUUUACAAAAAUAAGGCAAUAUGAAUAUAGAUCGGCAGUUUGAACUUUUGACCGGCUGAGAAAUCGAAUAUUAAGCACUAUAUUUAUUUAUUGCUCUUGCAGAACGAUUGAGGCAAACAAAAACCUACAAUUUAAUUAUGCGGAUUGUCCGUGAAUGAGCAAAAUGACAUAUUGAUAUGAAUUAUGGAAAUAAUAAAAAAGUGAAUAAACCUUAA
Messenger RNA from Topomyia yanbarensis, 5987 nucleotides. Its product is annotated as homeobox protein abdominal-A homolog. Gene Ontology annotation, molecular function: RNA polymerase II cis-regulatory region sequence-specific DNA binding; DNA-binding transcription factor activity, RNA polymerase II-specific. The record is from RefSeq and is a predicted model, not a curated record. NCBI's taxonomy places the organism in Eukaryota, Metazoa, Arthropoda, Insecta, Diptera, Culicidae. Gene Ontology annotation, cellular component: nucleus. The transcript has 9 exons. Bases 2674 to 3711 code for a protein of 345 amino acids. Gene Ontology annotation, biological process: negative regulation of transcription by RNA polymerase II; anterior/posterior pattern specification.